Molecule: messenger RNA, 582 nt
Organism: Botrytis deweyae
Lineage: Eukaryota; Fungi; Ascomycota; Leotiomycetes; Helotiales; Sclerotiniaceae
Exons: 1
Coding region: 1-582 (193 amino acids)
Source: RefSeq, a predicted model, not a curated record
AUGGAGCUACCAAAGCACGAUUCGAGAAGGUUUUCCAAUCAAGAAAGUUUACCUUCAGAAAAAGUGCACCAAAGCGGGUCAGGCUCUAGAAAUGUUUCCGGCCAACAAGACACAACUUCUUCCGACGACGAUGUGAUUAUGUCUGAUGAGAACUGGAGCUAUGUAACUGAGAGUGAAGACACAUAUAUGGACGAUGUCUAUUACACAGAUGGGACUCAUACCGGCGACACCACGAUCUAUCGUCCAUCUUCUGGUCUUGCGCCCCAGGUAUCAGCCACUUUAAAAAGCUUCGCUCAAGCCCAGGCCCCACAAAAACGAUACGUACCAGCUCCACGGCGUUAUAGAGGAAUUCUUGAUCCACACGAGGGCGCAGAAGAUGCCGCAUUUUUUGCUCACGCAAAUACACGGUAUCAACAAGGAAUUCGGGAAGCACUGCGCAAAAGUGAGGAGAAGUAUAAAGAGGAUAAGCUGAGGUCUGCGAGAAAAGAAAAGACGGGUUUUACUGCGCAGACCAACGCAGCGCCUGCCGCUACUGAUGGAGGGAAGAUCAACUUCAUUGAUCUCUUAUGGGGUGAUGCUUAA